CGCACUAAUAUGUGACUCUGCUUAUACCAUACCAUGUAAAGCACCAGAGAAACUUCUCUGCACGUCCGAUUACUAUGCUCCGAUAAACAAUCCUGACGCUCCAGCGCUCCAUGAUACCCGCACACCGUUUGAGUUACCCCCGGAAGACUUCACCUCUGGCGAAGACGCCAUUCCCAAGAACCGGUGACUCUUCAUCCCCCACUCUUAAAAUGCUGCCCGAACAGCCAGCCACCCUAGUCCUCCGCCGCUUUCUUUUCUUGGUCGCCGUCUCCCUCUCCUGCGUAAUUCUCUUCCGAGCUUCUGACUUCAUCCGCUUCCUCCCUCGCUUACAAUCUUCCACCUCCGGUUCCUCCUCUAUUUUUCCAUUCAACUUCUCCUCUGCCUUCGACGAUUCCCCUCCGACUGGUGACGGAUAUAGGCUUGAAAAGAUUUUGAAGGAUGCUGCCAUGGAAGACAGGACUGUUAUUGUAACAGCUAUAAAUGAAGCGUGGGCAGCUCCAAAUUCGGUGAUUGAUCUCUUUCUAGAGAGCUUUAAAAUUGGAUAUCAUACCCAUGGACUUUUGAACCAUUUGGUGAUUAUUGCCUUGGAUCAAAAGGCAUUUGCUCGUUGUCUCGUGAUACAUACACACUGCUUUUCUCUUGUCAGCGAUGGAGUCGAUUUUCGUCAUGAGGCGUACUUUAUGACCCCCGAUUACUUGAAGAUGAUGUGGAAAAGGAUUAAUUUCCUGCGCUCUGUUCUUGAGAUGGGGUACAAUUUUGUUUUCACGAAGUUCUUGGGCCAAAUAAGAAGAAAGCUGGCUGUGUUUGAUGAAUGGGAUGCUGAUGUCAUGUGGUUCAGAGACCCAUUUCCUCAGUUUUAUUUGGAUGCGGAUUUCCAAAUAGCCUGUGAUUCUUUUUUAGGGAGCGCUGAUGAUGUACAUAACAGACCCAACGGAGGCUUUAACUAUGUAAAAUCAAAUAAUCGAUCAAUAGAGUUCUACAAAUUCUGGUACUCUUCGCAUGAAACUUUUCCUGGAUACCAUGAUCAGGAUGUCCUCAAUAUCAUCAAGUCUCAUCCCUUCAUCCUAGAUAUUGGACUAAAGAUGAAAUUCUUGGACACUGCAUAUUUUGGUGGGCUUUGUGAACCUAGCAAAGAUUUGAAUGAAGUUUGUACAAUGCACGCAAAUUGUUGUUAUGGCCUAGACAGCAAGCUCCAUGAUCUAAGGAUUAUGCUCCAGGAUUGGAAGCAAUUUAUGUCUUUGCCACAAAGUUUGAAGAGAUUGUCAAAUUUUUCCUGGAGGGUUCCUCAGAAUUGCAGUCUCGGUUCUCUCCAUCAUUAUGAUUCCCCGACGAAGGACAUUGAAGAAGGAGGGCAGGAUUGACUUGAAUUGUAUACAUGUUGCAUUAUAGAUUUGCCUUGCAUGUGAAUUUUUGGACAUGUUGGGUCUGAAUGUAUCUCAGCGGUGUUCACAUGUAUGAAUUGAGGGGAUGCCGAUGUAACUUGCAUCAUUGUCGAACAAUGACAUUGUACCGCCACCACGUAAUGGAAGGAUGUAGUUCCAUUACCUUCAGUUGUCACAACGCCAAUAGAUUAAGACUGAGUUGAAUUGAAUUGUGAAUAGUAAUAUUUUGUA
This is a messenger RNA of Carya illinoinensis, 1613 nucleotides long. RefSeq lists its product as uncharacterized. Bases 111 to 1361 code for a protein of 416 amino acids. NCBI's taxonomy places the organism in Eukaryota, Viridiplantae, Streptophyta, Magnoliopsida, Fagales, Juglandaceae. The transcript has 5 exons. The record is from RefSeq and is a predicted model, not a curated record.